UGAAGGAGACUCGUGGAAGGAUGAUGAUUUUAGCUGGAUAUCAUCAAUCUACAAAUUCCGUAAGACGGGUUUCUCCAUAGACUAUUUCAUAGAUUUAUACAUUUCGGAAGAUCUCCGCAAUAGCACCAAAAAGAUUAUAAGUAUAACUUUACCAAAGGAAAAACGUCGUAACGUUGAUUUAUUUAAUAAUCCAAUAACAGUAGCUGAAUUAUCAGAGAAGUACCCCAGCAUACCUUGGAAAGAAUUCAUCAACACCAUGCUCAAGCCUCAUGCCGAAGUUGAUGAUAAUGAAAUAAUCAAUGUCGACGUACCUAGUUAUACAUCUGAAUUUGAAAAACUGAUAAACAUAACGCCCAAUAGGGUACAAGCUAAUUACGUUAUGUGGCGGGCCGUUUCAUCAACAGUGGAGUACUUGAAUGACAGAAUUCGUGACAGACAACUAAAGUACUUGAUGACGCAGAAAGGCCAAACUAAAAGAGAAUCUCAGCCGAUAGAAUGCAUUAUUUCCGUAGCUGAAAAACUACCAGUUGCCAUUGGUGCGUUGUAUGUAAGAAAUUAUGUAUCCAAAGAUGUUAAGAAAAAUGCCGUACAAAUGAUAUCCGACAUCCAAAAUCAAUUUAAGAAAAUUUUACAAACCGUUGACUGGAUGGAUGAAGGAAUUAGAAAGAAUGCUAUUGAGAAGGUUGCGGCAAUAGCGAGUCAUAUUCCAGAUGAACUUUUGGAUGAUUCAAAAUUAGAAGAAUUUUAUGAAAAACUACAAUUUGAUGAAAAUUCAUCUUACCUAGAGAAUAUUAUGGAUGUUAACUUAUUUAACGAAGAAUAUUCAUUCAGUCAAUUAAGAAAACCAGUAAACAAGACAGAUUGGGUAUUAUAUGCCGACGUAGCUGUUAUUAAUGCGCGUUAUUAUCCAUUAAAAAACAGUAUGAGUUUCACAGCUGGAAUCCUUCAAGACGCUUUGUUUAACAUUGACCGGCCAAAAUAUCUAAAUUAUGGUGCCAUUGGAUUUGUAAUUGGUCAUGAAAUUUGCCACAGCUUCGAUGAUAUAGGAAGAAAGUUUGAUAAAGAUGGUAGUGUGGUAAAUUGGUGGGCAUCAUCAACUGAAAAGAAAUAUCUCGAGAAAGUAGAUUGAAUAAUUGAACAGUACGGCAAUUAUACAGUAGAAGAAAUUAAAAUGAAGGUAAAAAAAUUAUUAUGUUGAUAGAUUUUAAUUUUGCGUAGGCAUU
Messenger RNA from Cydia pomonella (codling moth), 1223 nucleotides. RefSeq names its product neprilysin-2-like. Gene Ontology annotation, cellular component: plasma membrane. Gene Ontology annotation, biological process: protein processing. Lineage: Eukaryota; Metazoa; Arthropoda; Insecta; Lepidoptera; Tortricidae. The transcript is spliced from 4 exons. Bases 257 to 1129 code for a protein of 290 amino acids. Gene Ontology annotation, molecular function: metalloendopeptidase activity. The record is from RefSeq and is a predicted model, not a curated record.